This is a messenger RNA of Gossypium arboreum, 900 nucleotides long. RefSeq lists its product as uncharacterized. Bases 370 to 813 code for a protein of 147 amino acids. The transcript has 4 exons. NCBI's taxonomy places the organism in Eukaryota, Viridiplantae, Streptophyta, Magnoliopsida, Malvales, Malvaceae. The record is from RefSeq and is a predicted model, not a curated record.
GGAGAGGUUUGCUUUAGAGGUCUCUGAUGCCUAUAUCAAGAAGGCAUUGGGUAAAAAAUGGAGAGACCAUAAAAGUAUUUUGAAAAAAGAAUAUUUUAAAAAACCCAUAAGCCUCGAAGAAAAAUUGCAAAAUGUCCCACCGGGAAUGCUGAGGUACCAAUGGGAAGAUGCGGUUCGAUUUUGGAAUUCGAAGAAAGGAGAGGACCGUGAGCGAGUUGGAACAAGCAGCAGGCAAAAACAAAAAUUUACGCACACGGCAGGAUCGAGAAGUUUUGCUUGUGUAGCUCAGGCCGCGGAAGCCUCGUCUGGUCAAAAAGUUGGACGCCUUCAGCUUUUUGACAUUACAUAUGUGAAAAAGAUGGAACUCCGAUGACAUCUGAGGCUGCAGAAAUUAUGGAGAAACUAAAAGAUAAGAAGGCAGAGUAUGAAGCGACUGCUUCGACUGAUAGUUCUGUUAAUUUUGAGGAUAUUGAUAACAGAAUUAUUAAUGAACUUUUGGGUCCUGAAAGGUAUGGUCAGGUUAGAUUUCAAGGAUCUGGUCUUAACCCGACCCAAUAUUUUGGAUCCGCCUCGCACCAAUACAUGCCUUCCGAGAGUCAAAGUCAAGCUGAAGUUCAGAGGCUAAAAGAUCAGAUAGUUCAGAUACAAGCUAGCACAGAUGAGCAAAUUUCUCAACUUAGAGCGGAGACAGCAGCGCGGGAGGCGGAGGCAGCAGUGAGGGAGGCGGAGCAGAACAAAAAAUACAAUGAACUCCAGCUACAGCUUCAGUCUAUGAUGACUAUGUUCCAGCAAUUUCAAAAUCCCCCAUCUUAGACAUUUGUUUUCUUGUAACUUUUAACAUUAUUGUAAGAAUAUUUUGAAUAUUCAUUUACAAUUUAUAUAAUAUAUUUUUUGUAUAAU